Molecule: messenger RNA, 1707 nt
Organism: Macadamia integrifolia
Lineage: Eukaryota; Viridiplantae; Streptophyta; Magnoliopsida; Proteales; Proteaceae
Product: beta-glucuronosyltransferase GlcAT14A
Exons: 4
Coding region: 194-1390 (398 amino acids)
Cellular component (GO): membrane
Molecular function (GO): glucuronosyltransferase activity
Source: RefSeq, a predicted model, not a curated record
UGCCUCCUUGAGUGACACCUGGAGGCCUCGCUUCCAAGGAAGGAACCAUCUUCUAUGAUUUCAUCUACACUCUUCCUUCUGCUUUUAAUCCUUCCAAAAUUAACAAGUUAACUACCAUCAACCGCCUUUCUUCUUCUUCUUCUUCUUCUUCUUCUAAACAGAUGCUCUCUGCAAUCUCUGCAACCUGUCUUCAAUGGGCAUCAAAGAAUUCAUGAUCUCCUUCCUCCUAACAUUAGUCCUCUUCACACUCCUCUUCAUACCCACAAUACUAACCAGAACAGCUACCAGCUUCCGGCCAGUAACCACAAUUCAUCUUCCCAAAUCCGAAAAUUCUUACCCUGUAAGAUUUGCCUACCUGAUCUCUGCUUCAAAAGGAGAUCUUCCAAAGCUAAAACGGGCUCUGCAAGCACUCUACCACCCAGGGAAUUACUACCUCCUCCACAUGGACCACGAUGCGACGGUGACAGAGCAUCUGGAGCUAACCCAAUUCGUCGCCAAGGAUCCAGUUUUUGCACAAGUGGGUAAUGUUUGGGUGGUGCAGAAAUCGAAUAUGGUCACCUAUAGAGGACCCACUAUGCUUGCCACCACUCUCCAUGCCAUGGCAAUGCUUCUGAGGACCUGCAAUUGGGAUUGGUUUAUUAACCUCAGUGCCUCUGAUUAUCCCUUAAUCACUCAAGAUGAUCUGAUCUAUGCCUUCUCUGACCUUCCUAAAGAUCUAAAUUUCAUACAACACAGCAGCCAUUUGGGUUGGAAAAUGAAUAAGAGGGGGAAACCUAUCAUCAUUGACCCUGGUCUCUAUAGCCUCAACAAAUCAGAGAUCUGGUGGGUUAUAAAACAGAGGGCUCUCCCAACUGCUUUCAAGCUAUAUACAGGUUCUGCUUGGACAGUUUUAUCUAGAUCCUUCGCUGAGUACUGUGUAGUGGGUUGGGAGAACCUACCAAGAACUCUCCUUCUAUACUACACAAAUUUUGUCUCAUCACCAGAGGGAUAUUUCCAGACAGUGAUAUGCAACUCUGAGGAUUACAUGAACACAACAGUGAAUCAUGAUCUUCAUUACAUUAAAUGGGAUAUACCACCAAAACAGCAUCCAAGAUCCCUUGGAUUGAAAGAUUACAGAAGAAUGAUUUUUAGCAAUGCUGUAUUUUCGAGAAAGUUCAAGCAAAAUGAUCCUGUGCUAGACAAGAUCGAUCGAGAGCUUCUCAGGCGACACCAUGGACAAUUCACAUUUGGGGGUUGGUGUUCAGAAAAAGUGGGAAGACACAAUACAUGUUCAGGUUGGAAGAGUGAGAGAUUUGGUGUUCUAAAGCCUGGACCUGGUUCCAGAAGAUUGAAAGCUUUGCUAACUAAGAUGCUUUCAAUGAGAAAUUUCAAGAGAAGGCAAUGUAGAUGAAAUUUUUCAGACAAGAUUAGGAGGACCACCAAGCAUGGCAUUCUUAUAAAUAAAUCUGACAAUUUUUUUGAAGAAUUGGGAGUGGAUAACACUGAAUUGGCUUAUGACAGCAUAUUUUUCUUCUCUCUUUCUUGUAAAUAAUGAAUUUUAUUAUCUUAAUUCAUUUGAUAAUAAUAAGAUGUGGGACUAAACUCCCAACACUCUCAUUAUUGAGAUUAAGAGUUCUUUUGAGUGACCCAGAAAAGCUAUGUAAAUGAAUGCAGUACAGGUUAAAGUUGAUUUAUUGCAUUGAAUGGAUUUGAAUCUAUUGUGCUUAG